Molecule: messenger RNA, 1788 nt
Organism: Meloidogyne enterolobii
Lineage: Eukaryota; Metazoa; Nematoda; Chromadorea; Rhabditida; Meloidogynidae
Source: the annotation of a GenBank genome assembly
AUGUCUUCGCAAUCAAUGACUGAACGUCACAACUCUACAAAACUCUUUCAUGAAAAACUUUCAAUGCUAAAUGAUAAUCUUAUUAAAUUUCUACAAAAACAACAUGCUAAGAAACCCUAUGCAGAUUUGACACCUACUUUAAAUGAUUAUUUCAAUCAUCUUCGUACCUUGGAUCAGAUGUAUUCCUCUGCUCCUGAAUCGGAUCUGACUUCGCCCAAGCCGGCUCAAACUGUCAGCAACCAAUUUCCAUCUUUCAUUACUCCUGUUUCUGCUGGAAAAACUUGUGAAACUACUUUGACCUCUACAUCAGUAACAACAACAAUUACUCCAACUUCUACUGCUCCAACAUUACCUUUGGUUCCACCUAAGCCUUUGUUUGGUGGUUUUUCUCAGACUUCUAAAGACAGCAAUGGUAUUACUUCAACAACUACUCUUUCGACCUCAACCUUCACUAUACCAACUUUACCUACAUCAAUUACUUCUGUUUCAAAUAAUUUGUUUUCAUUGCCAAAAACAACAAAUUCUUUACCUGUUGAAGCUCCUGCCAAAAAAUCACUUAAACGUUCAGCGGACACUUCAAUAGAAGAAAACGGAACACAAAAGAAACAAUUAUUUUCAUCAAUUUCUGCCAACCAAUUGCCAACUUUUCCUUCUUUUUCUACUCAAAAAACAACUGGGGAAAUUACUUUAACUACUCCAAUAUUUACAUCAAAUAUUACAACAACAACAACAACUGUUUCUUCUGCUGCUCCUCCAUUUGUUUUUGGUUCUUCAAAACCGGCGGUUAAUUUGUUUAGUGGCACUAAUUCAUUAUUUUCGACUCCUGCAGUUGAGACGACAAAAGAUAAUAAUGCUUCUGUCAUCAAAUCGUCACUUUUUCCUUCUUUUUCUGAUAAAACAAAUAGAGAAACAAAUUCUACAAUUACAAAAACAACUUCAAAUUUAAUUACUCCAAUAACUUCAACAAAAACAACAACCUCUACAGUUCCAACAUUUUCUUUUGGUGGUUCUUUGUCUAAACCAUUUGGUGGUAUUAGUUCAAAUUUGUCUUCUAAUACUUCUAAUAUAUUUGAGACUUCAAAAGAAAAUAAUGUUUCUUCUGCACUUAAAUUUCCAUCCACCUUUCCAUCUUUUUUCUCUCUUGACAAAACAACAGGAGGAUUAACUGCCACAACAACAACCACCUCUACUACAACUUCAACAACCUCCACUGUUUCAACAUUUUCUUUUGGACUUUCAUCUAAACCGUCUUUAUUUGGCGGUACUUCGUCUUCAUUGUUUUCAUCUUCUACAACUGAAGCUGCAAAAAAUAAUAAUGAUAAUGAAGAAGAUGGAGACGAUAAACCAGAAGAAUUUACUCCAAAAGAUAAUUUUCAGCCAAUUGUUCCAUUGCCAUCAAAAAUUGAGACUAAAAGUGGGGAAGAAAAUGAGGAGAUUGUUUUUGAGGCUCGUUGCCGUUUGUUUCGUUUUGAUAAAGCUGAUAAAGAAUAUAAAACGAGGGGAACUGGCGAUUUAAAGAUUUUAUUUGAUAAACAAAAAAAUCGUUAUCGUUGUGUUGCCCGCAACAGUGAAGGAUUAUCUAAAUUAUUUGCUAAUUUUGUACUUUUUGCCAAUUUUAAAGUUGAGAAAAAAGAAAAGCCAAAUUGUUUAAUUUGGAGAUGCAAGGAUUCUAGCGAAAAUAUUGAAGGGAGUGAUGAAACUUUUUUGGCCAAAUUCCGAGAUGAAGAGACUGCUCAAAAAUUUAGUAAGAAAGUGGAAGAAAUUGUUUCAGGGUUGUCAUCUGCAUAA